AGUCGUAAGUUGUCUGUCUUCAGCGAAGGAGUGGUAAGAUAUUUGUUCAUUAUAUCAGUUAACUCACAUGCGCUUUUGUUACUAAUUCAUGGUAUUAACAAUUCGGUAUUCAAAUUCUUCGAAUACAGUGAUUCAGCAACUCGACGAAUCCUCGUCAAAGAGAACAAAGGCCGUAUACGAAGAUGUGCGGUGGUUUUACGUGCUCUAAAAAUGCAUUGACGGCAUUAAACAUCCUUUAUAUUGUUGUUGCGUUUAUCCUAAUCGGCGUAGCUGUUUAUGGAAGAGCUUCUGCAUUAGUUACAAAUCUUCCUAUAAUUGGAGGUAUAUUAGCAUGUGGUGUUAUUUUGAUUCUAAUUUCUAUACUUGGUCUGAUUGGUGCUGUUAAACAUCAUCAAUACAUGCUUAUCUUAUUUCUACUGUUCCUGAUCCAAUUCAGUAUUGCCUGUGCUUGUCUUGCUGUCAAUACCAAACAGCAAGAACAAUUAGCAGAACAAGGUUGGAAACAUGCAAAUGAAUUAAUUGAUAAGGUUCAAGAAACUUUCAAUUGCUGUGGCUUUAAUGGCACUGAAAGCACAUAUACAAAUAAUUCAGAUCCAUUAAUUGAAUCCUGCAAAGCUAAAAUUUGUUGCCCAUAUCUUACGGAAGCUGAUUGCGAAUGUCCAUCUUGCAUGCAAAAAUUACAAUCUACGAUUGAUUAUGCCUUUAAAUUAUGUGGCAGCAUAGGAUUGUUCUUCAGUUUUACCGAGGUGAAAGUUCAUGAAUUAUUUUAUAUACUAUAUACAUUCAAUAUAUAUAUGUUUAAAAAAUGCAAUGUGAAAAUUUAUAUAAUGCUUAAUAGCAUUACAUUUGUGAAAUUGUUUUAUUUUGUUAGAAAGAACAGUGAUUUACUUCACUUUACUUUAGUAAAUGUUAACCUGUUAACCCAUUGCAGUUUGUUGGUGUUUGGUUGACCGUGCGGUACAGGAAUCAGAAAGAUCCACGAGCUAAUCCUAGUGCUUUCCUCUAGUCUAAUACCAUCGCUAUGUCCUCUGUCACCUCAUAUGAUCCUCCUAAUAGAUGGUGGGUGGUUUCAUGUUGUGAUUUUCUAUUUUAUAUAUUGAUUCUUAGGAGAAUAUUUUUUUAUUAGUCACAUUUUAUGUAUAUAACAUAAUACCAUUUCACAUUUAUGUAAUUUAAUAUAUAUACAUAUUAAUUUUAUUAAAUUUAAGAAUUAAUUUGAUACAAACUAUAUACAUUUGAUUUCUAGGUGAUUGCAGCUUUCUUGGCUAAACGUUACAGAAAUCAACUAAAUUCACGUUCAAAAGCUGUUUUUCCUUAGUAUACUUUUAUUAACAUAUUUUAUAUAUUUUAAAACAAACAUUUUUAGUUGAAACUGAAUUCUGAUAAGUAAUAAGGUGGCUGAAUUGUCAGGAUCAGAACCUUGCUUACAUUUAGAACUUUGAUUUAUGUUUAGAAAUAUUCAAUUGUUCAAUAGCUUAAACUUAAUUUUUACUUCAUAGUACAAAUAUCAUUUUGCAUGUAACACCUGGAUAUAAUUCUUAAGGAAGUUGGUCUUUCACUGGAGUUUGUAAUGCUCAACAGAAAAAAAACCAGCACAUUUGGAACAGUCAUAAAUUUUUAGAACAGAUAGAUAAAUGUGUGCUCUAGUCAUUCAUUUAGAACGAUCAUACUAAGCCUCAAUGCGCCUUGUAGUUUAAUAUGUAGAUACAUUUAUGCAAGCGCGUUUCUAUAUUUGUUUAUUUAUGAAGCAUAAUUUAUAAAAUCCAUUAAUUCUAAUUGUUAAAUUAAUUUUCUAUAAAGAAACUUAUUGAAAAAAUGUAUUGUUUUAAAUAGAUUCUAGAAAAGUAUUAAAUAUCGUUUGUUUGUCUAUAUAAAUUUUUUAAUUUACUAUAAAUUUUUUCUACUUUAAUUUUUAUAAAUAUUUAUAAAAAUUAUACAUUCGCAAAUUAUGUAAUAAUUCAUAAAUUUUUCAAAAUAAGUUUCACUAUAUGAUACUAAUCAGACAAAUUUAGAUCAAAUUAUCUUUUAUCAAAAUAUCAUAAUAAAAAAAAUGCAACUUCGUUGUGAAUUAUAAAAUAUUAAUAGUUAAUAUUUCGCUAAUGAAUCAAACAUAUUAAUCCUACAAUAAAAUAUGAUGCGGUAAAUAAGACAUUACGUAGAUCUUGACAUAUUAUCAUAAUACUGCCGUAUGUAUAAUAAUAUCAUAAUUACUACAUUACCAAUUUUAAAUUUAUAAUAUGCUUCCUCUAAUUUUAAUAUUUACUUUUCUUCAUUGUAAGGUUUUAUUAGACUGUAUUCCUAAUUCUUAUAUACAAUGCAUUUAAAAAGUAUUUUAAUUAAAGCUUUUGGAUUAGUUUACCUACAAGAUAAACUAUUACUUUAAUAAGUUAUAUUUAGAAGCUUUAUUAAAAUGAUUAAUAUCCAUUAGAAUUUAAUUUUAUAAUUGAUUUAAAUUUAAAUAACAAUAUUGGUUAUAUAUUACAUUAUAUAAUAAAAAUCUCUUAUUAAAAUACGCAUUUAGAUUCUGCAUAUUUUAUUUGUUUUAGUAUUUUAUUAAAUAUUUUCUUUUUUAAUUUAAACAAAACGGCAAUAAAAUUAAUUAAAAAGUAACAAUAUGGUAAAGUUAUCUUUUAGGGAUAUUAAGUUUUUUUAGUUUAUUCUAUGUAUUCUUAUGUAUUAUGUAUUUUUAAAUAUAAGAAUGUAUAUUAACCCUUUUAGUCUAUAAAUUUUUUAGUCUAUAAAUCGGGCUACUGUCGAAAUUGAAGGGUAAUUUAGUUAAAAGAAUAAUAUAAUGAAAAUAUUCUAACAUUCCUUUUUUUAUCAUAAUUAAUUAUAAUUGAAUAUAGAGUAAUUCAUUAAUAUUGGGACAUUAAAUAUUGAAAUUGUAUAAUUUUGUAAAAAAAAAUCGUACAGCAAUAAAUCUAGACUGAUUUUAAAGCUUUUGAAGCCUCUACUUUCAGAAUGUACGUAAUAAAAGAUGUAUUAAAUGGCAAAUUAAAGAUAGUUUCCCUUUCGAAAAUGCUAUAAGCUAUAUACGUAAAAACAUUGAAAAGUUCUUUUCAUAAUUAAAUCUAUAAUGGAUUUCAAGAUCGAAAUCUCCCCUUUACAAUAAUUCUCCAAAAUGUGUUGUACAAUUUUUUUUUCGCUAAUUUAUUAAACUUUCAGAUAAAAUAUCAGAUAAAAACGAAUAUAACGACAAAAAUGUUGAUUUCUUGAUUUUUUGUAGCUAGAGCUAAUAUU
Messenger RNA from Heterotrigona itama, 3240 nucleotides. The record is from the annotation of a GenBank genome assembly. Lineage: Eukaryota; Metazoa; Arthropoda; Insecta; Hymenoptera; Apidae.